AGAGACCUAAAUCUUUUGUUAUCACCAACCCUAACAAAAUCACAUUGAAUGGCUUUGGAAGCAACCAUGACGACACCCACCUCAAGCCGACCAUGGCCCACCGGCCUACCGCUUUUUCUUGAUAGCUCCCCCCACUUGUUAGCUAGCUCAACACUGUUCCUUACUAGUAGCUAUCGUUCCGUUCCCCAAGAAAAGCACAACCAUGGCAAGCCGGUUAUCGCGUUCCCUCGUGGCCUCGCUGCAACAACAGCAAUACUCCCGACAGCUGUUGAUACCCCGCUUCUUCAGUGGCAACAACAGCAGCAGCAAUAUACCCAACCUCGACAAUUUGGUAUCGGGUGUCACGUCGGAAAUGGUAGCCAACGAUCCUGUUCUAAUGGACUACAUGAAAUCCAAUUUUCCAGAGUAUUUCGAGGACAAUAAUAAUAGGAAAGAAGAAGAAAUCGCUACAGUCGUGACCAACUGGGGAGAACGACGACGAGCCAUUCCCAAACCAAUACUCAAUAUCCGAUCCAUACCGACACUGCUACGAUGCCCCGAGACGGAAGAAGGAUCCAAUCGGUGUUUUCCUAUGAGAGAGCGGGAAGGAUUGAUUCCAGGCGUCAUUUACGGAUCGAAUCCCACCAUUGGCGCCAAGGAACGCAUCUUUGUCAAAACCCCUCGGUCCAUCAUUCAAUCCGAAAUGGAUCGAUUCCAUCAUCUCGCUUUCGUGGGGCGGGUGUACGAUCUCACCGUCUACGAGACUCCGGAACAGUUUGACCAAGAACAAGGAGGCACCGUUCAUCGUGUGGUGCCUCGCAGUGUCCAACUACAUCCCGUCAAUGAUAUGGUCUAUUGCUGCAACUUUUUACGAUACUAUCCAGGAAGACCCAUCAAAGUUCCCGUCACAUUGGUCAAUGAAGAAGAAUCACCGGCUUUGAAACGUGACGGAUUCUUGAUUCCAAUCAACAAAACGGUAGAGGUCGUGGUGGACGAAGGUGUUGCCAUUCCAGAGGUACUGGAGGUUGAAUGCUCGGGGCUCCAAUUCAAACAAGUUAUUCGACUUGACCGAGUCAUGUUCCCAGAAGGUGUCAGGCCCAGUGAAAAGGUACUCAAACACAAGGAUUUUAUGAUUGGACCGAUUCAUGGAGGAAGAGGUGGAGGUGCGGAUCUGACGGAGGGCGAGGGUGACGAGGAAUAAAUGCAUACUAGCUAUCUAGUAAUACUACAGUACCGUACUAACUACCUCGCAGGAGAGGAGCACCGUUCAAAGCUGUAGCCGUGCUAGAUGUGUUGUUGAUGUCUACAAUAAUCAUUCUGGUAAGUAGCUAUUGGUACUAGUAUCUGCCAGAACACAAUUUGUAAUUCAGUGGGGAGAAGUACAUGUGCAUCGUACCAUCCGAUAGAGCUCACUACAGCACGUGUGGUGUUCAUUUAUUUGUUUUCGACGAAGUCUUGCACCCAAUCCUUGACCCGAUCAUGACAAUUGUGCAGCAGAGUAUCUUCAUUGAAAGGGCAACCAUUCUCAAUCACAAACUUUAGCACCUCCAAAUGACCAUUUCUUGCAGCACUCAUGCAUGUUUGUUCUUCCCAUGGACAGCCAUGCUCAUGGGCAUAUUUGAGGCAUUCCAAAUGGCAAUUUUGAGCAGCAACUUGGCAUGUGUUUUCAUCCCAUCGACAGCCAUUUUCACCGGCAUAUUUGAGGAUUUCCAAAUGUCCAGCUGCAGCUGCAUUGAAGCAAGUCUCUUCAUGCCAUGGACACCCAUUUUCAUGGGCAUAU
This is a messenger RNA of Seminavis robusta, 1759 nucleotides long. The record is from the annotation of a GenBank genome assembly. Lineage: Eukaryota; Bacillariophyta; Bacillariophyceae; Naviculales; Naviculaceae.